GUAAUAUUGUGACUUUAAACAGCCUUACUUUGCGGCGGAGGCUACAAUGCUUGGGAAAUAUGGGUUUGAUUUUAAUGGUGCAUCUCAAUCCUUCAACACAUUGGCAGAGUACUUGUUUGGUAAGAACACAAAGAAGGAAAGUAUGGCGAUGACAACACCCGUAAUCACUCGUAGAACUCAAUCUGAUGGGGAGAAGAUGGAAAUGACUACUUCAGUGAUAACUAAAAGGGUGGAAGAUCAAGGAAAGUGGAGGAUGUCCUUUGUCAUGCCCUCAAAGUAUGGUUCGGACUUGCCACUACCAAAGGAUUCCUCCGUAACUAUCAAGGAGGUGCCUAGGAAAACUGUCGCCGUUGUUGCUUUUUCAGGUUUUGUGACUGAUGAAGAAGUUAAAGCCCGAGAAUCAAGACUAUGUGCUGCGUUAAAGGGAGAUGCAGAGUUUCGGGUAAAAGAUGGUGCCUCGAUAGAAGUUGCACAGUAUAAUCCACCAUUCACUCUUCCAUUCACACGUCGGAAUGAGAUUAGCCUGGAAGUUGAAAGGAAACAGGAAUAGCUAGUCAGGGUGCAACAUCUUGCAGAUAAAUCCGUGCACUGAUAUAUAGAAACCAGUGAAGCAAAACAUAUAUGGCGUAAAUAUAUUGUGUUGAUAUACUCCUUGUAUAUAUAUAUAUGUAUAUAUAUAUAUUUGGUGAUUGCUUGACAUUUUGGUAACAAGGUUAUGUACAUGCACAGAAAUGUAAGGUCACUUAUGCUUCAACUCUGAAUAUAAUAACACUGUCUUUAAUACU
Messenger RNA from Nicotiana tabacum (common tobacco), 785 nucleotides. Lineage: Eukaryota; Viridiplantae; Streptophyta; Magnoliopsida; Solanales; Solanaceae. The record is from RefSeq and is a predicted model, not a curated record.